Manacus vitellinus (golden-collared manakin) is the source of this 1625-nucleotide messenger RNA. It is a transcript of the gene TGIF1, whose product is annotated as TGFB induced factor homeobox 1. NCBI's taxonomy places the organism in Eukaryota, Metazoa, Chordata, Aves, Passeriformes, Pipridae. The transcript is spliced from 3 exons. The record is from RefSeq and is a predicted model, not a curated record. The coding region runs from base 378 to 1127 and encodes 249 amino acids. Gene Ontology annotation, molecular function: DNA-binding transcription factor activity, RNA polymerase II-specific; RNA polymerase II cis-regulatory region sequence-specific DNA binding. Gene Ontology annotation, biological process: regulation of transcription by RNA polymerase II.
CUUUUAAAUGUUUCCGUCGUCUUAGGCAGGUUGAGAUUCUUGACCCUAUUGGGAGCAGUUUGUGGCUUUUCGCGUCCAUCCCCUCCCCCCCCUUUUUUUUUUUUAUAGUUUCACUGAAUUAAUUUAGCCCAGUUAUUUUUAGGACAUUCCUAUGCUCCCUAUUUGCACAGCAGUGGUGAGCUGGUUUCCUGUCUGCUGUUGCUUCCAUUGUUCAGACUUCUCUCCCCGAGGGCAGCUGCUGGUUGGUGAAAUACCAAACUCCCUGCACUUUCAACUGUUGUUCUUGCCGCCCCCGAAAUAAAUGCGUGUAGAAAACGCUGACGUAGUUUCUAGGUGUAGUUGCAAUAUCAGGCAGUGAAACAGAGGAUGAUGACACUAUGGAUGUCCCACUGGAUCUUUCCUCAUCUGCUGGCUCAGGCAAACGGAGGAGACGUGGCAACCUGCCCAAGGAAUCCGUGCAGAUUCUUCGGGACUGGCUGUAUGAGCACCGCUACAAUGCUUAUCCUUCAGAGCAAGAAAAAGCGCUGUUAUCCCGGCAAACACACCUUUCCACACUACAGGUCUGCAACUGGUUUAUCAAUGCACGCCGCAGGCUCUUACCUGACAUGUUGAGGAAGGAUGGCAAAGACCCAAAUCAGUUCACUAUCUCGCGGCGAGGGACCAAGCUUCCCGAGGGCAGCCUGAUGGAGUCUGCCAUCAGCACAAAGAACUACAUUCCCCUGCUGGAGGAGACUGCCUUCCUUCCCGCUGCUGCACCGCUUGGCAAGACUGUGUCCUCUUCCAAGCCAGCUUCCCCGGGAUCGGUCCUGGCUCGGCCAUCGGUGAUUUGCCAUACGACUGUGACUGCGUUGAAAGAUGCCCCUUUCCACUUUUGCCAGCCAGCUGAUGUAGGCCAGACCACGGACCUGCAGCAGCCCCCAGCCGGCAGCUUCACAGACAACCCCCUUGCCUGCCAUGAGGACGCGUCUAAACUAGGACCUGGUGCAAACACACAAAGUGGGCUCUUUAACACUCCUCCUCCAACACCACCAGACCUUAACCAGGAUUUUAGUGGAUUUCAGCUACUGGUGGAUGUUGCACUCAAAAGGGCGGCAGAAAUGGAGUUGCAGGCGAAACUUAUGGCCUAAAUCCCCUUCCUUCUCCUUCCCCGUUUUGUUUUACCAGGCAGGGAUCUAACAGCUGUGUGGUUAUUGCCACCCACACAAUAUCAAAAGACUUCACUGCAUUAUUAUUAUUUUUUUUUUAAUAAUCUUAUUUGCACAAGGGGAUUGCUGAAAUGAAGCUUCCUGUCACUGAGAUGGUCUUCAGUGGAAUACGGUCAUUCCAAGAAUUAUAAACUUAAAGCUACUGUAGAAAGAAAGGAUUGUGUGUUUUGUUUUUUUUUUUUUUUUUUAAUGUUUUCUUUGUAGGUUUUUCAUAAUGUGAGAUGGUUCCCAAGAUCAUGUGAUUUGUUUUCGUUUCUUUCAGACUGUGCAAUAUCUAGUAAUGAUAUAGAGUCUUCUUAUCAUUCCCACGUGGAACGGAAUAUACCGACAUGCUGUUUAAAUUUUCAAUUUUUUUAACAAUACAAACUUUGGAUGAUCAUGCUUUUUUCCCAUAAUGUAAUAAAAUAUUUUCUUUAAAAA